Molecule: messenger RNA, 1336 nt
Organism: Hordeum vulgare subsp. vulgare (domesticated barley)
Lineage: Eukaryota; Viridiplantae; Streptophyta; Magnoliopsida; Poales; Poaceae
Product: 3'(2'),5'-bisphosphate nucleotidase-like
Exons: 8
Coding region: 108-1184 (358 amino acids)
Biological process (GO): phosphatidylinositol phosphate biosynthetic process; sulfate assimilation
Molecular function (GO): 3'(2'),5'-bisphosphate nucleotidase activity
Source: RefSeq, a predicted model, not a curated record
CGUUGGCUGGAACAGAAAGAGAAAGAGGAGAAGACAAAGUUGCAGCGUCAGCGCGACCUGCCCGUGCCCGCCCCACCUACCGCCGCCGGCCGCCCAAUCGAUUGGCAAUGUCGCGGCCCGCCGGCAAUCCCCCGUACGCCGUCGAGCUCGGCGCUGCGAAGAAGGCCGUCUCCCUCGCCGCCCGCCUAUGCCAGACGGUGCAGCAGGAAAUCGUGCAGUCAGACAUUCAAUCUAAGGCGGAUAAGACUCCUGUCACCGUAGCUGAUUAUGGAUCUCAGGUAUUGGUGAGUCUUGUGUUAAAUAUGGAAGUAACCUCUGGUUCCUUUUCUAUGGUGGCCGAGGAGGACUCAGAAGACUUGAGAAAGGAUGGCGCUGACGAAAUUCUGGAGCGCAUUACUGAUCUCGUAAACAAAACUCUCGCUGAGGAUGGUUCAUACAACAUUUUAUUAUCUAAGGAAGCUAUCCUCUCUGCACUUGAUACCGGGAAGUCCGAGGGUGGUCCAUCUGGCCGACAUUGGGUUCUAGAUCCAAUUGAUGGGACUAAAGGAUUCGUGAGAGGAGGCCAAUAUGCCAUUGCACUGGCACUGCUUGAUGAGGGCAAAGUUGUCUUAGGUGUGUUGGGAUGUCCAAAUCUUCCUUUGACAUCAAUAAGUAACCUCAGUGAUAGCUCAUCAAGAGAUAAAACCGGGGCCCUCUUUUCAGCUGCAAUCGGUUGUGGUGCUGAAGAGCAGUCUUUGGAUGGCUCUCCACCACAAAAGAUUAGUGUUUGUACCAUCGACAAUCCAGUCAAUGCCUCAUUCUUUGAAUCCUAUGAAGGAGCACACACGAUGCGUGAUUUUACUGGAUCUGUAGCGGAGAAACUUGGUGUCCAAGCUCCUCCAAUCAGAAUAGAUAGCCAAGCAAAAUAUGGUGCUGUGGCCCGUGGAGAUGGUGCCAUUUACUGGCGUUUCCCAGACGAGGGUUACAGGGAAACAAUAUGGGAUCAUGCAGCUGGCUCAAUUGUUGUCACGGAAGCUGGAGGUGUAGUUAAAGAUGCCUCAGGAAACGAUCUCGAUUUCUCGAAAGGAAGAUUUCUUGAUCGUGACACAGGCAUCAUUGCUACAAAUAAACAGUUGAUGCCAUCAGUCCUGAAGUCUGUCCAGGAGGCAAUCAAGGAGAAAAAACAGGCCUCUUCUCCAUUGUAGAAGGUUUUUUUAACCUUCCCUGUUACUGAAGUUGGAUUGGUCCAAAAUAAUGAUCGCUAUGCUACUCCUUGUUCAUUUAUUCACACUGUUUAUGUGUAAGUGACCUUUUGUUGGAAAAAAUACAACCCUUGUUAUAGCACAAUAUUUGUACA